Molecule: messenger RNA, 1641 nt
Organism: Mirounga angustirostris (Northern elephant seal)
Lineage: Eukaryota; Metazoa; Chordata; Mammalia; Carnivora; Phocidae
Gene: MED22
Product: mediator complex subunit 22
Exons: 5
Coding region: 184-795 (203 amino acids)
Biological process (GO): regulation of transcription by RNA polymerase II
Cellular component (GO): mediator complex
Molecular function (GO): transcription coregulator activity
Source: RefSeq, a predicted model, not a curated record
ACCGCUCUUGCCCGCCUCCGAUCUGGGGCCAGGACUUCCGGGGAGGGGCGUGCGCCUGUCUGCACCCCUCCCCACCCCUGUACCCAGCCGGGUCGCCCCGGGCUCUGCGGACCAGGUGGGGGCGUCGGGGCGCGGUCGCCGUCUUUUCUCAGGUGCCGCCUCCGAGCUGCCUGAGGCCCCGCCAUGGCCCAGCAGAGAGCGCUGCCGCAGAGCAAGGAGACGCUGCUGCAGUCUUACAACAAGCGGCUCAAGGACGACGUCAAGUCCAUCAUGGACAACUUCACCGAGAUCAUCAAGACCGCCAAGAUCGAAGACGAGACACAAGUGUCGAGGGCCACUCAGGGCGAGCAGGACAACUACGAGAUGCACGUUCGAGCUGCCAACAUUGUCCGAGCUGGUGAGUCCCUGAUGAAACUGGUGUCUGACCUCAAGCAGUUCCUCAUCCUCAAUGACUUCCCGUCGGUGAACGAGGCCAUCGACCAGCGCAACCAGCAGCUGCGAGCCCUGCAGGAGGAGUGUGACCGGAAGCUCAUUGCCCUGCGGGACGAGAUCUCCAUCGACCUGUACGAGCUGGAGGAGGAAUAUUACUCGUCCAGGAAUAACUUGUACUUAACACUAACGACGGAAAAAGGGAUUAAAACCAAUGGAAGCCCAUGUGGGGAAAAUCCUGGAGUCGACCAAACCCGAUGGUGGGGUUUCGAGUGUCUUCAAUUUCCAAACACCCAAGCAGCAAGAUCUCUGCACCAUCGGUGUUAUGCUCUCCUGGGCUGGGCCACUGCUCCCGUUGGAAAAUGAAGUUGUUCCUCCUAAAGCGAGGCAGCUCUCCGCCACCUCUUCCUCUCCAGCCCAUGCCCCGGCAGCACAACGAACUCACGGGAGAAACGGGCUGUUGGCAGCUCUCCUCUGAGCCAGCUUCCUGCAGGUUUUGUCUCCAUGACCCCAGCCGAGCUACAUGUAUUAGGGUCCCCAGUGGCCUCCACGUCGCUAAACCCUGGGUGGUCCUCAGUCAUACCACCUUUGUAUCGCAAGUGUUUUACCGUUCAAACCCCUGAUGAAGGCAUAAAGGUCACAUAAAGAACACCCACACAGACUUGUCUCUGGAUUCACCUUUUGCACCUUUACUUGCGCUCUCAUUUAUAAAAACUACCUGAUUUAAUAGCUGCUGGCCUUCUCGUGACACCUCAUGUCUAAACACCUGCCAGCUUGCCUCUCUAAGAAAACCCAACACUCUCCACGGCUCAAGGCCAGCAUCAGGCCCAAAGUGAACAAUCAUUCCGUAAUAGCAUCUAGGAUCAUGACACAUUCUACUUUCCCCGGUUGUUCUCCAAAUAUCUUGUUAUACUUAUUUUUAUUUUGCACUGCAUUUACUUACUAUUUCUUCUAGUCUUUUGAAAUCUACAACAGGAUCAGGGUGGUGGUCUGGAGUGGGUGACGUACAGUUCUCGUUAUACUAUUUAUUUAUUUAAAAAGAUGUAUCCAGGGCGCCUGGGUGGCUCAGUUGGUUAAUCGACUGCCUUCGGCUCGGGUCAUGAUCUUGGAGUCCCGGGAUCGAGUCCCGCAUGGGGCUCCCUGCUCGGCGGGGAGUCUGCAUCUCCCUCUGACCCUCCCCCCUCUCAUGCUCUCUAUCUCAUUCUCUCUCUC